CAAAUAAAGUUUAUGAAAAGUGAGCAGAAUCCUGUGAGUCAAUUCAUGUUUUUGUGGUAUACCAUACAUAUGGUGUAACGUGUACACUGGGAGUUGGGAAGCGAGUGGCACACCGACAUGAAACGUUAACGCCUAGGGAUUGAACUAAAGGGAGUGAUUAUAUAAGGUAAUCAGGCAUGUGAUUGAGUCCAGGUGAGUCUGAUGACAGGUGUGUGUAAUAAUGAGCAGCCUGACGACCCCGAGCACCAGCGUGGGAGUGUACGUGACAUAUGGCUUUGGUGCAAUGACAUCAUUUCCAGGGAUACACAGAUAUUUAAUGAAAAAAGGUUUUUGCCAAGGAAAUGACCUCUUCAAUGACAAAGGACUCCUACUCCCAGAAUCCUACAAGAUUGGCUGGAUGGAGGCUAUUGAUGAUGACAAAUUAAUCUCUGACAUCACCAUACCUGGUACCCAUGACACCAUGGCUCUCUAUGGAGGCCCAGCGGCAGAGUGUCAGGCCUGGGAUUUGGGGGAUCAGCUGAGGGCCGGCAUACGCUAUCUGGACCUCAGGAUAUUCGCCUUUGAAAACAAACUCUAUGUCAUGCACUGGGUUGUCUACCAACACAAGUCGUUCUAUGAGGUCCUUGACACGAUCAGAGCAUUUUUGUCUGAAUUCAGAAGUGAGGCGGUUCUCGUUAGAGUAAAGCCUGAUUUGUUUGAUAAAGAGAAUGUUGAGGAGCUGGUUGGAAAAAUGAUUAUUAAUGAUACAGAUGUAUGGGUGAAGUCUGACAUGCCAACUAUGGCUGAGGCAAGAGGAAAGAUGAUAUUUGUACAGAAAUCCAGCUUUAAGCUGGGCAUUCCUCUCUUGGAAACAGACAGCAAAGGUGACUAUGAAGUUACUCAUAUUGCAGACAAGGAGAACAAAAUAGUGAAACACUUGACACAAGCUUCAGGUGAUUGUGGUGGGGAUUAUAUUGUUCUGAGCUACUCCAGUGGCACUGGCAUUGGCACAUUGUUGGGCAUGUUUCUAACUCCCAAGAAGGUGGCUGAAAAGAUUGACCCAUGGCUCGAUCAGUAUCUGAGACAGUUCUCCAGGGACCACAGCAGUGUAUGUUUCGGGGUGAUUGCCAUGGACUUUCCUGGUAUCGACCUCAUUCAAACAGUCAUUAAGAUCAAUGAUUGGUGAAGUGUUCACCCCUGGAAUGUUCACCCAUGGAAGUCAUGAUUAUAUUGCUUUCUGAAAUGUUAGUUGACGCAAUUAGAUUAAGUGCAGCAACAACACAUGACACAUACUAUACUUGAUUGUGCUCAUAUUGAAAAGGAGCGAGAUAGAAGACUGACAAAGUAAAGAAUUUAGUGAUUGGAACGUAGUAUUGGCAUGCGCUCUUAAACAACAAUAAUGAAGUCUUGGCACUACACGUCUUUGUACUUUGCCCCUGCUUGCUGUAUUAAAAACAAAGAAAAUCAUUAAAAUGGCAAAGAACAA
Oncorhynchus keta (chum salmon) is the source of this 1465-nucleotide messenger RNA. Its product is annotated as 1-phosphatidylinositol phosphodiesterase. NCBI's taxonomy places the organism in Eukaryota, Metazoa, Chordata, Actinopteri, Salmoniformes, Salmonidae. The record is from RefSeq and is a predicted model, not a curated record. Gene Ontology annotation, biological process: lipid metabolic process. The transcript has 2 exons. Bases 221 to 1165 code for a protein of 314 amino acids. Gene Ontology annotation, molecular function: phosphoric diester hydrolase activity.